Molecule: messenger RNA, 890 nt
Organism: Cloeon dipterum
Lineage: Eukaryota; Metazoa; Arthropoda; Insecta; Ephemeroptera; Baetidae
Gene: DCTN6-p27
Product: dynactin subunit 6
Exons: 5
Coding region: 149-682 (177 amino acids)
Biological process (GO): mitotic spindle organization
Cellular component (GO): dynactin complex
Molecular function (GO): dynein complex binding
Source: RefSeq, a predicted model, not a curated record
CGAGCCAGUGAGGCCACCUGCAUGCAUCGGCUAGAACUACCAGCACUCAUGAAUGGAAAAUAAACACAAAAGGAAACAGCUGGCGCCGACGACCUGACGUCUAUGGUGUGUGGCUGCUGCUUCGCGAAGGGUUUCCUGCCGAAAAUCAAUGGAAAAUAGCAUAAAAAUCCACCAAGGCGCGGUGGUUUGCACGGAAUGUGAUCUUAAGGGUGACAUCACCAUUGGCAAAAACACGGUCGUCCACCCGAAGGCGCAGAUCAUCGCCGAGGCCGGCCCCAUCAUCAUCGGCGAAAAUAAUUUGAUCGAGGAGCAAGCCGCAAUCGUGAACAAAUUCCCUGCAAGCCAGGAAAGUACAGGAAAUGCCACUGUGAUGAUUAUUGGAAAUAACAAUGUUUUCGAAGUCGAUUGCCACUCAGAGGCGCUGAAAAUAGGAGACCAAAAUGUCCUUGAAUCCAAAUGUUUAGUCGGGCGAAAAGUGGAGCUGACGAACGGCUGUAUUGUUGGGGCGCAUUGCCGUCUCGUGAGUGAAGAGUGUCUGCCGGAAAACACUGUAAUUUACGGAGACAACUGCAGUCGGCGCCAACAAGCAGACAGGCCGCCACCGCAGACGCUGCAAAUCGAUUUCCUGACCAAAGUACUGCCAAACUACCACCACCUCUACAAACCAAACCUGAAAGAUUGAAGCCAGCCCUUCUACACCAUUUGAUGCAAUCACGAAAAUUAAAAAAGUGUUCCGUAAGACGACUGUAAUCGAUAAUUCAGAUGAUUGAUGACGAACCUGCUAGGAAUUAAUCUCAUAAUUUAUUUUAAAAUGUAUAUCGUAUUUCGUUUCAUAUUUGCCAAAGUGCAUUUGUCAUUAAUUAUGAUUAAAAUGAGUUGAAUACAAUCAA